Molecule: messenger RNA, 7066 nt
Organism: Dunckerocampus dactyliophorus (ringed pipefish)
Lineage: Eukaryota; Metazoa; Chordata; Actinopteri; Syngnathiformes; Syngnathidae
Product: SLIT and NTRK-like protein 1
Exons: 1
Coding region: 985-3108 (707 amino acids)
Biological process (GO): positive regulation of synapse assembly; regulation of presynapse assembly; axonogenesis
Cellular component (GO): glutamatergic synapse; GABA-ergic synapse; postsynaptic density membrane
Molecular function (GO): protein binding
Source: RefSeq, a predicted model, not a curated record
UCGUCGUAGAUCCAUUUCUGCAAAACAUCUUAGGAGGGAACACGUCACGCACACAUGCGCACACAGGCUGACGCAUCGUUUCGUACUCUUUUGCAGAGCUGAGGCAUGCCUGUGGCGGAUUAAUUAGUUGCACUGCAUUCAACAGUGUUUGUUAAAAAGCAUAGAGAAAAGAGUCACAAUUUGGGGGUGUUCUUUCAAGAAUGGGGGUGGAUUUCGGGGUUCAAGUAAGGCAUUGCGACCCCGAACGUGUCAUCUCGCCGCUGCAGCGCCGACUUGUCCACUUUUGCCGAGGAGCUGCAAGCUGAAAGAGUGAGACGUCGGCUGGCAGCGCGCUGAAUUGGCGCAACUUUGGCGCAAACAGCUCCACGCACAUUGCUUUUUGAGAUUUCUAAAUCACAACCCAUACCGAUGGACUGAUUUUGCUCGGCCGUUUUUUUUUCCUUUUUUUUUCCGAUGCAGCGAGAGGGUGCCAGAUCUUCCUCCUAGAGCGCCGCGCUUGGACGAACGCUGUCUCUGCUCGCCUCUUUUUGUGAUACCGGCUCGGAUCGACGCAAUAAAAAAGGAGGGGAAGGAGCGAGGCGAGGUGAGACACAGCCGAGAGAUGUGAGGAGGGGAUGCGGGUGUUUUCCAGCCGAGCGUCGGCGUCGCAAUUCAGCACCACGGGAGAGGGGACAGCUCCCCACGCCGCAGCGCGCCAGCGAGAGAAGAAGCGCCUAUUUGUUCCUUGUUUUUCCGCCAAGGUCAGUCCUAUGAGCAGCAAAAAAAUGCUUUGGACUCUACUUCCUCUUGUUUUUAGCCUGGUUGACCCACUAAGGCAGUGAGGACAUUUCUAUUGAGAACUGUGGGCGCAGAAGCAGGUUAGAUGUGUUAUAAAAGACUACCUCAUCUAACCACGUCUCCCUUUUUGCUUCCUUUUGGACUGAUGUCGGCUCGAUCAACAGCUCCUAUGUCUUGAGACCGGGGAUGAUUUGUCCGCGUUGAAAAAUGCUGCUUUGGGUUGUCCUGCUGAACGCGGCUCUUUGUGUUGCCAGUGGGAACGUGACAAGGGACGUGUGUAAGGAGCAGAUAUGCUCGUGCACCGAGGUCGAGGGAGACGUGCACAUCGGCUGCGAAAAACGGAGCUUCACCACGCUGCAGCACCUCACCGGGCCGAGCUCACAUUUUUACCACUUGCUGCUGCAUGGCAACUCUCUGUCCAGGCUCUUCCCCAACGAGUUUGCCAACUUUUACAAUGCAGUCAGCUUGCAUUUGGAGAACAACGGGCUGCACGACAUCGUCCCUGGAGCCUUUCUGGGGCUGCAGCUGGUCAAAAGGCUGCACAUAAACAACAACAAGAUCCGCUCCUUCAGGAAGAGUACAUUUCUGGGCUUGGACGACUUGGAAUAUCUCCAAGCUGAUUUUAAUCUAUUAAGGGACAUUGACCCGGCCGUGUUCAGGGACCUUAAUAAACUUGAAGUGUUAAUACUUAACGACAACCUCAUCAGUGCACUGCCCAUAAAUGUGUUCCAACAUGUGCCCAUUACGCAUCUCGACCUACGUGGGAACCGAAUCAAAACAUUGCCUUAUGAGGGGAUCCUUGAGCAGAUCCCCGGCAUUGUGGAGGUCCUGCUCGAAGACAACCCCUGGGACUGUAACUGUGACCUGGUUUCCCUGAAGGAAUGGCUGGAGAAUAUACCACCGAAUGCACUCAUUGGGAGGGUCAUUUGCGAGGCUCCCACCAGGCUGCAAGGGAGCGACCUGAAUGAGACUUCCGAAGCAGAGCUGUGCCCUUCACAGAACGGUGCUGCAGACACCAGCCUGGUGGCCCCUCCCACCCAGGAUGAGACAUCAGAGCCGGUGGCGCACGGCGGCGGCCCACGUCCCACGCCUUACAAGCCCAGCUCAGACGCCAGCGGGCCACCGACGCCUGGCGGCCACGGAGCCAAAAGCCGUUCUAAAUCACGUGAGAACUGGCAGCUUAAGACCAAACCCACUCCAAUAGCGACAGGUGUGAGCGGGGCCAAAGAGCAGCUUCACAAUGCCACCUGCCCCCAGCCGUGCACCUGCAAGCUGGUCGGUUCCAGACAGGGGCUAGGGGUCAACUGUGAGGGCAAGAAGAUCGAGAGUUUAUCUAAUCUGAAACCAAGACCACAGGUUGCCCACGAACUGAACAUGCGUGACAACAACAUCCACGCGGUGAAAAAGAACCAGCUGCUUGGCUACACCAGCCUCAACCUGCUCGAUCUCGGCGGGAACAACAUCAAGGCGAUCGACAACAGCACUUUCCAGAACCAGACCGAGCUGAGGUGGCUGUACAUGGAUAAGAACUAUCUGGAUACACUCAUGGCAGAGAUGUUCGUGGGCCUCGUCAACUUGGAAUAUCUCAGUUUGGAAUACAACGACAUCCAGCUCAUUGUGGCUGGCGCGUUCAGCCCCAUGCCGAACUUGAGGGUUCUCUUCCUUAAUAACAACUUGCUCAAGUCUUUGCCAGUGGAUGCGUUCCUUGGAAUUUCUUUGUCCAAAAUCAGCCUGCAUAACAAUUACUUCUCCUAUCUGCCUGUGGCUGGCGUGUUGGACCAGCUCAACUCCAUCAUUCAGAUCGAUUUGCACGGAAACCCGUGGGAUUGCUCAUGCAACAUCGUGCCCUUCAAGCAGUGGACCGAGAGACUCGGAGCUGACGUCAUCGUGAGUGAUCUGAAGUGCGAGUCGCCGGAGGAGUUCUGGAAACGCGACUUCCGCUACGUGCGGAACGACCUCAUGUGCCCCAGACUCUACGAGCGGAUGCCCCCUCCCACCCCUAUGUCCAAAAACAGCACAUUCACACUGGACUCGGGCACGCGCUCGAACUCGUAUCUGGAGCCCAACCGGGUCUCCAUCUCGGUGCUCGUCCCCGGGUUGCUGCUGGUGUUUGUCACGUCCGCGUUCACCGUCGUGGGAAUGCUCGUCUUCAUACUGCGCAACCGCAAGCGGUCCAAGCGGCGGGACGGGAACUCGUCUGCCUCUGAGAUCAACUCUCUGCAGACGGUGUGCGACUCCUCGUACUGGCACAGCGGGCCCUACCACGCAGACACGGGCGCACACCGUGGCUUUGAUUGCACCACACACCUGUCCACGACAAACGAUGCGUGAAAAGAAGAGGGGCUGGGAUGGAUUUACAAACAGACAGACUGGCGCGCGUACACGACCCAAACAACCUGCUAGUCCUCACACAGGAGGCGAGCGGUCUUGGUUCUGUCUUGUUUUAGUCCACUUCAACCAGUUUGUCUGCUGCACGGGGCCCCAGCACUGUAUAUUAUGUAUAUGACAAUCCCUCCCCCACCCCCCCGAGAACCCCCCCUCUUUACCUGCGCUAUUUGUCGCAAUCGGACUUCAGAUCUGUAUCAGACAUAGGGGGAGCUUACAAUGUAAUGAAAAAAAAGGGGGGGGACGUGUGUGCGCGAGGGAAUGGUGCACGAGCGCAUGAAUGUAAAUGUAAAUAGUUGGGCCGAUGUAUCAUAAUGUGCAUGAUGAUAUUUCCGCAUGGUUUCAACACACGCACACAUAGCGCGCGACUGAGGAACCAUGCUGAUGAGGAGGCGAAACCCCUUUCAUGCUCCAUCAAUAUGAUGACUAUAUAUAUAGCUAUUAUGAGAGUUACAUAUAUAUGACUAUAACAAAGUGCCAUUUCUCUAUUUUUGUGAACUUGCAGUUAGGAUUUGUAUUUGUUGUUUUAAACCUGUUUGGAGAAAAGAGGUGGGAAAAACACUGUUGGUUAGUAUCAGAAAGGAUGUGAUGCUGUCAGUGCAUGUUCUUUUUUCUGUUUGUUUUAUUUGUCGAUGAAUAUUGGGAUUAUUUAUACGGUACUAGAUGGCGCGGGUGUAGCCCCCCUAUCCUCACCAAACUCAACCUAUCAUCCUUUUUUUCUGAAUGUAUACUGUGUUCUUUUUUUUUUUCAAUGGCGUGCCAAUUGUUGACUCCAUGGCGACAUGCGUACCAGCAUGACGCCACUCGGAUGCUUCUGCUGCAAAGUCGAUGUAGCUUAAAUAAUAGUUCUGUGGUUUUUGUGUGUCUAUGAGUAUAGCCUGUGUUGGGCGAGAGGAAGUCAAAAAAAAAAAAAACAUGUCACGGGGGCGGGGGGUUUGUACCAUCAUAUUUUUUCAACAAUUGAGCAACGUUUUCAAUUGAGCUAGAAUGAUUCGAUCAACGUAUACAGUGCAGGUAAACUUAGCAUAGACUGCUUUUUAUUGUGAGAAAAAAAAGUAUUCCUCCACACAGAGACAUAUAAAAAUACUAUGAUUCAUCUUUUAUUGUGAUUUUUUUUAAGCUAUCUAACCUUGUACAAAUAACUCAUUGUAAACAAAAUGUGCUUGAAUUAUGCUGUACCGGGGUAGAAUUCUUGCUUUUUAACAAAAGGUGGAUUGUGCUGUGAAAGGAAUGUGGCCAGUCCUUAUAUAGAGGAAGUGCUUUGAGCCUUGGCAAACGUGGCUGGGUAAUGCAAGAUGCCUUUUACACUUCACCAUAUACGUAGCAGGCUAUGCCAUGACUGCAGGUCUGCUCCAACAGAAGGUGUUACUAUUGGCACUAAGUUACAUUUAAAAAAAGCAUUUCAGACUGAGGCCCACUUACUAUGUGCAGUGUGUGCCACCAAUGCAACGAUGCCCUUUUUAUGUCAAUUAACGCAGCGUAAAAACGCUGUAACCCAUUUAAUGACACGUCCAAUUUCAAUGUGAUUUCUAUAAAGUAGAAACACUUUCAAAUUAAAAUCAGCUUAUUUUAGGUGUAGGGGCCUUAAAUUUAAUUAGUUGAAAAGAUCAUGUUAGCCCAAACUAGUGUGCCAACUGUACCUUCAAAUUGGCACUGUCCAUGGUGCUGAAUCACUUCCUUUGUCCUCCUGCUCAGUCAGCGAAAGAGACAUGUGGCCAUUAGCAUUCUGCACCCUUAACUAUAAUCCUUCUCACAUAGCAACUAAUUGGUGACAGAUAAGGGGGUGGGUUGUGGGGGGUGGCAGGGGGUAUGUUUAGAAGUGUGGAUUACACACAGAGGCUCAAAAGUUGAUUGUUGAAUCGUCUGAGUAUGCAAAUGAUGUGAGUUAUCUGCAUUGGCUGUUCUGUAGGCCCAAAACCGUUUUCACAGUGCUGGAUUUGCCUUUACUUUUUCACCCGGCUUGACCUUGGGGAUUAAGGUCAUGGCAAAUCUGUGACAGACACUCAUCAUUGCCUCGCGUCGUCCUUAACUCGCAGUUCUUCUCUCUUUUGUCCCACCAGACGGUUUUUUGCCACCUGUGGGCCAGAGCCCAUGUGAUAUUUGUUAUCAUUUUCAAACGCUGUGUUCCCAACUACAUUUUGAUGCUUUGCAAUAUUUGACCUGCUUAUAUUUUGUUAAAUAAAGUGUGGUUGAGGUUGAGUGAACCUAUGUUGUGUUUUUAGGAAUUUUCAUUGUAUGGUAUGGUUUAUUUGUUUCAGACGCGCUUGACAAGUUACAUUAGGGUACAUCAUGUGGUUGCGUUUGCACAAUACAAGGUGCCUGAAAAGGAGUAGGAUUUAAUCCUACCCCUUGUCCAUGUUUAUUACUGAUAAUUCAUUCACACCAUAUCAUUUACAUGCCAAUGCUUAUAAUAUCGUGUUUGUUUACAUUUUGUUGUUUAAAUUGUGUUCACUUCCUGUGUGAAAAGAAGGGGAUGUUUUGAUAAAAAAAUAUCCCAUAACAAAAUAAGAGGUCAGAAAAAAAUUACACUCUUGAGGGAAAGAAGGGGAUGAUAAUGUUACCAUUACCAUGAACAUAAUAAAAUUAUAAGAAUAAUUACAUUUUUGAUUUCAGAUUAUAUUGUAGAUUUUAAAUAAAAAUAUAUAUAUAUUUAUUUUCAACGCUUUUGCUUUACUUGUCUUUACUUAAUGCCCCACACUCUAACAUUCAGUGGUGUGAAAAAGUGUUUGGCCCCUUCCUGAUUUCUUAUUUUUUUGCAUGUUUGUCACACUUAAAUGUUUCAGAUCAUCAACCACAUUGAAAUAUUAGUCGAUAACAACACAGCUGAAGACAAAAUGCAGUUUUUAAAUGGAACUUUUGAUUAUUAAGAAAGAAAAAAAAUACAAACCUACAUGGCCCUGUGUGAAAACGUCUUGGCCCGCCCCUGUUAAAACAUAACUGUGAUUAAAUGAGAUCUAUCAGUCUGGAAACGGUUAUAAAACCAUUUCUAAAGCCUUGGGACUCCAGCGAACCACAGUGAGAGCCAUUAUCCACAAAUGGAGAAAACAUGGAACAGUGGUGAACCUGAAAAAGCACAGCAAUGACUCAUCCAAGAGGUCACAAAACAACAUCCAAAGAACUGCAGGCCUCACUUGCCUCAUGACUCCACCAUAAGAAAGACACCGGGCAAAAACGGCCUGCAUGGCGGAGUUCCAAGAUGAAAAUCACUGCUGAACAAAAAGAACAUUAAAGCUCGUUUCAGUUUUCCUAGAAAACAUCUUGAUGAUCCCUAAGACCUUUGGGAAAAUACUCUGUGGUCUGACGAGACAAAAGUUAAACUUUCUGGAAGGUGUAAAAGUAAAGCCGCAUUUCAGAAAAAAGACCUCAUACCAACAGUAAAAUAUGGUGGUGGUAGUGUGAUGGUCUGGGGUUGUUUUGCUGCUUCUGGACCUUGCUGUGACUUCUACUGUCUGCCAAAAAAUCCUGAAGGAGAAUAUGCGGCCAUCUGUUGGUGACCUCAAGCUGAAACCAACUUGGGUUCUGCAGCAGGACAAUGAUCCAAAACACACCAGCAAGUCCACCUCUGAAUGGUUGAAGAAAAACAAAAUGAAGACUUUGGAGUGGCCUAGUCAAAGUCCUGACCUGAAUCCUAUUGAGAUGCUGUGGCAUGACCUUAAAAAGGUGCUUCAUGCUGGAAAACCCUCCAAUGUGGCUGAAUGACAACAAUUCUGCAAAGAUGAGCGGGACAAAAUUCCUCCACAGCGCUGUAAGAGACUCAUUGCAAGUUAUCACAAACGCUUGAUUGCAGUUGUUGCUGCUAAGGGUGGGCCCAACCAGUUAUUAGUUUUAAGGGGCAAUCACUCUUUCUCACAAGUCCACGGAGGUUUGGAUUUUUUAUCCCUUAUUAAUAAAACGUUUCACUUAA